Messenger RNA from Hyposmocoma kahamanoa, 2722 nucleotides. It is a transcript of the gene Vha100-2, whose product is annotated as V-type proton ATPase 116 kDa subunit a. The record is from RefSeq and is a predicted model, not a curated record. The transcript is spliced from 15 exons. Gene Ontology annotation, biological process: vacuolar acidification; proton transmembrane transport. Bases 99 to 2639 code for a protein of 846 amino acids. Gene Ontology annotation, molecular function: ATPase binding; proton-transporting ATPase activity, rotational mechanism. Lineage: Eukaryota; Metazoa; Arthropoda; Insecta; Lepidoptera; Cosmopterigidae. Gene Ontology annotation, cellular component: plasma membrane; vacuolar proton-transporting V-type ATPase, V0 domain; vacuolar proton-transporting V-type ATPase complex.
CGAGUCAGGCGCGCCCGCUGCGCUGCACGUGUGUUACCGGAUUUACCGCAUCACAAAACACGAUCACUGACAAAAAGAAGCAUUAACUUCAUACCAAGAUGGGGGCGAUGUUUAGGAGCGAAGAGAUGGCCCUGUGCCAGCUCUUCAUCCAGCCCGAGGCGGCGUACACUUCCGUCUCCGAGCUGGGAGAGGCCGGCACUGUGCAGUUCAGAGACUUGAACGAAGAGGUAAACGCAUUCCAACGCAAGUUUGUGAAUGAGGUGCGAAGAUGUGACGAGAUGGAGCGCAAGCUGCGCUACAUCGAGGUGGAAGUGCACAAGGACGGCGUCCACAUCCCUUCUGUGAGGGAACCGCCUCGUGCCCCCAAUCCCAGGGAAAUUAUUGAUCUUGAGGCUCACUUGGAAAAGACAGAGAAUGAGAUCCUGGAACUAUCGCAUAAUGCAGUGAACCUCAAGCAAAACUAUCUUGAGCUAACCGAGCUGAAACACGUACUCGAGAAGACGGAGGCUUUCUUUGCCGCACAGGAAGAGAUCGGCAUGGAUUCUUUGACAAAGUCCCUAAUACCAGACGAAUCUGGGCAGCCGCAGCAAGCCGCCGCGCACGGCCGCCUCGGUUUUGUAGCGGGCGUGGUGCAGCGCGAGCGCGUGCCCGCCUUCGAGCGCAUGCUCUGGCGCAUCUCUCGCGGCAAUGUCUUCCUGCGUCGCGCUGAGCUUGAUAAGCCAUUGGAGGAUCCUAAAACUGGCAACGAGAUCUACAAAACGGUUUUCGUAGCUUUCUUCCAAGGAGAACAACUAAAGUCUCGCAUCAAGAAGGUGUGCACUGGCUUCCAUGCGUCUCUGUACCCCUGCCCGCCAUCCAACACUGAGCGACAGGACAUGGUUAAAGGCGUCCGCACUCGCCUUGCAGAUCUUGACAUGGUUUUGAACCAGACACGCGACCACAGGCAACGUGUGCUUCUAAGCGUGGCCAAAGAGCUACCCAGUUGGCUCAUCAUGGUGCGCAAGAUGAAGGCGAUCUAUCACACGCUCAAUCUGUUCAAUAUGGAUGUUACUAAGAAGUGCCUUAUCGGCGAAUGCUGGGUGCCGACCGCUGACCUGCCUAAUGUGCAGAAAGCUUUGGCUGAUGGAUCUAACGCUUGCGGCAGUGCCAUCCCAUCAUUCCUGAACUGCAUCGAGACCGAGGAGGAACCACCAACGUUCAACCGCACCAAUCGCUUCACUCGCGGCUUCCAGAACCUCAUUGACGCGUACGGUGUGGCUUCCUACCGCGAAUGCAACCCUGCUUUGUACACCACGAUCACAUUCCCUUUCUUGUUCGCGGUGAUGUUCGGUGACUUCGGCCACGGUUGCAUCAUGGCCUUUUUCGGAGCCUGGAUGGUCAUGAAAGAAGUAUCCCUCUCAGCUAAGAAGUCUACCAACGAAAUCUGGAACAUUUUCUUCGCCGGUCGCUACAUUAUUCUUCUCAUGGGCUGCUUCUCCAUGUAUACAGGAUUGGUUUACAAUGACUUGUUUUCGAAAUCUAUGAAUAUCUUCGGAUCUUCGUGGACAGUACCAUAUGACCAGCAGACAUUGGAAACAUAUGGAGCUCUUACGCUGGACCCGAAGGAUGCUUAUUUGGGGGAACCUUACUUUAUUGGCAUUGAUCCCGUUUGGCAGACUGCUGACAACAAGAUCAUCUUCCUCAAUUCGUACAAGAUGAAACUGUCUAUCAUCUUCGGUGUUACUCACAUGAUUUUCGGUGUCUGUAUGAGUGUUGUCAACUACAAUUUCUUUAAGAGACGCUACUCAAUCAUCCUGGAGUUUUUGCCACAAAUUGUAUUCCUUUGUCUGCUGUUCUUGUAUAUGGUCUUCAUGAUGUUUUACAAAUGGAUCGCCUACAGUUGCACUCAUGACACACCAGUGGCAUACUCGCAAGAUUGUGCACCGUCAGUCCUGAUUCUGUUCAUCAACAUGAUGCUAUUCUCGAGCACGGAGCCCAAUAAAGACUGCAACGAGUUCAUGUUCGAGGCUCAGGGUACAUUGCAACUCGUUUUUGUGCUCAUAGCCCUCUGUUGUAUACCAGUCAUGUUGCUCGGCAAGCCACUGUAUAUUUUAUGUACAAAGAACAAUAAGAAGAAUUCUAAGCCGGAACAAGCAUCAAAUGGCAGCGUGAACCAAGGCAUAGAAAUGCAGGAGCAAACAGACAUCAGCGAAAGUGCCACGCCGGCGCCCGCCAAAGCGGAGAAGUCAGGCGGUGGCGAUCACGAAGAAGAGCCUUUCAGUGAAAUUAUGAUUCACCAGGCCAUUCACACUAUUGAAUACGUGCUCAGUACCAUCUCGCAUACUGCUUCAUAUCUUCGAUUGUGGGCGUUAUCGCUUGCCCACGCAGAAUUGUCUGAGGUGCUGUGGAACAUGGUGCUGACGUUCGGUCUAAAGGACCACGGCUACAUUGGCUCCAUCAAGCUUUACGUGGCGUUCGCAUUCUGGGCGUUGUUCACGCUCGCUAUCCUCGUCAUGAUGGAAGGCUUGUCAGCCUUCUUGCAUACCCUGCGUUUGCACUGGGUGGAGUUCAUGACUAAAUUCUACGCGGGUCUGGGCUACAUCUUCCAGCCGUUCUGCUUCAAAACGAUCCUCGAGCAAGAGGAGAACAAGGACGACUAAAUCGUCUUGCAAUUGUAGAUUAGGUGUUAACAGUAUUUCUCGUUUUCAGCAUAAGUUGAAAUGCAAAGGUCACAAAAAUAAGA